Chironomus riparius is the source of this 2634-nucleotide messenger RNA. NCBI's taxonomy places the organism in Eukaryota, Metazoa, Arthropoda, Insecta, Diptera, Chironomidae. The record is from the annotation of a GenBank genome assembly.
UAAACAAAAAAUGUGACAUUCAACAUACUUUUCAGGAAAGAGCAACAAGGAAAAAGCAAUACAUAUUUCUCCGAAAAAAAAAAAUGUUCAAAUACUUGAGGGAUAAUUGAGCUUUUCAAUUUCAUUCAUAAUUUCAAACAUAUACUCUUUUAAAAUCUGGAAACAAAUACUAGUGUAAAUUUCAUAGUGUUUGUGAAAAGGAGCUUAAAUUUGCUCAAUAAGACGGACGUAAACAAUAAUGUCCUUGAGAUUUUAAAUGCAUGUUUUAUCAAUACAUUGUGUAUAUACACUUAGAUCCAAAUGAGACUGGCUGAUUAUGGUGGACAAUAAAAAAAAAUUAUUAUAAAUGAUAUCGUGCUAACUUAUAAUAAGGUAACAAGAACUCUGUUCUAUUUUGUUCAAAGAAGGCGGGAAAGCUUCUGUGUGUAUGUGAAUGCUUCCAGGUAAGCAUAUAAUUUCCUUUUUAAAAAAAUGAUGUAAAAUUCAAUCUUAUGAAAAAGUGUGUGAAACAUUGGAUUAAAGAAUUCAUCAACGUUAAUGAAACUGAAUGUUUUUUUGUUUUUAAAAUUAAUUCUUUAUCGAAAAAAGUUUGCUCAAAUCAAUUUAAACGUCAAAUGGAAUAAGAUCGAAAGAAAUUAAAGAAUUAGCGAUGUCGCUUAAACGCCAUCAACAACGUGAACGUUCAAAAUGCUUAAGCAACGGUGCAUGUAUAACAGACAGAUCAUCCAUUAUAGAAGCGUUUGAGCAGCAUGAAACUAACGAAGUUCAAGAAACUUAUGAUUAUGUUGGUAAUUUCCUAGGACCUUUUGGAAGAUGGCAAUUGAGAACAAUUUUGCUUAUUUAUUUAUGUAAAAUUCCGAGUUCGUGGUUCAUGUCAUGUGUAAUUUUUACUGCACCAACACCGGAGCACAGCGAAGUAUUUUGCAAGCCAGUUGAUCCUUCAAAAAAAUGGAUAAAAAUUGCAUACACUUCAAAAAGAGAUGAAUUGGAUCAAGAAGUAACAAUUGACUUCUGCAAUAUUUAUGAAGAUGCAAAAGAACAUGUUGUGCGCUUUCUUAAUGAUUCACAAAGUACCAACAAAUUCGACGAUAUUGAUCUUUUUGAGACUCCCGAAAAAAAUUCGAUAUUGGUUCCAUGUAAAACGUUUGAACAUAAAAAAAUUUACCAUUCGAUCAUUACUCAGUAUGAUCUUUAUUGUUCGAGAGAUAUACUCGUAGCAGUAACACAAUUUUUCCAUCUCUUUGGUGUCCUUUGUGGAGGAAUAAUUGCAACAAACAUGCUGAAAUUUAUUGAACCACGACGUGUCAUGCUUAUUGGAAUGAUCACACAAAUUGUUUGUGGUAAUAUGACUGGACACGCUCAUACGUUCGAAUUACACAUGAUAUUUAGAUGCCUUUCCGCAAUCUGUUGUGGCUUAAUGUAUACAGCUGGUGGAUUAAUAUUUUCGGAUAUAACAAGUGGAAAACAACGGAUAGUUACAACAUGUUUGUUUGAACAAUUCUGGUCAAUUGGAAUAAUGUUACUUCCUGCAGUGGCAAGUUAUUGGUCAAGCUGGAGUUAUCUAUACAUGGCAAUAUCUUUUCCUACAAUUAUUCUAAUUUGUCUAUAUCCUUGGAUCCCAAAUUCACCAAGAUGGCUACUUCAAAAAGGAAGAGUUUUAGAUGCUAAAAAUGUCCUGUUAGAAGCUGCGAGGGUUAAUGGAAAAAAUGACUUUUCUCCAAACAACUUAGAAAAACAGCUUCAAAUACAAGCAAUGGCAUUAAGGCAUGCUCCCAAAGAUCCAUCUUACUUCGAAAUGUGGAGAGGACAGUACAAAAAUUUGACAGCUGUGCAUCUUUCAUGGUCAGUGUAUAUAGUAAUUUAUUAUGGAUUUCUAUUAAAUAUACGGAAUUUUGGACGACAAUAUUUAGAAGAAAAUACUAUCGUCGCAGGUAUUUGUGAAAUCAUCGGUACAUUUAUAGGCUUAUGGUUCAUAUUGAAUACUGAGCAAAAGUGGCUUUACACAAGCAUUUUUAACAUUAUUGCCUCAUUUAUAUCAUUAUCUGCACAUCUUAUUCCACCUGAUGUUACUGGCUUACAUAGAGUAAUUUUAUUAAUGGUCACAUCAAUGGUUUCUAAAAUUGCAAUCAGUUCAACAUUGUCAAUUCUAAUAAGUUGUACAACAGAGAUUGUGUCUCCUGAGAAACGUCGUAUAUGUGGAUAUACUUCUACAAUAUGGGCACGAAUUUGGUUAUUAACCAGCCCAUUUGUUGGUGCUACAGCUAUAUUUGGAAAAUUGGUGCCUCAAACAUUCUUGUCCUUUUUAAAUAUUCUUGGAGCCUCAGUAACCGCAUUAAUUGAUACUCCACGUUCUGUGGAAAAAAAGCAUAAACAAGAUCAAUAUUUGGAAAAGGUUCCAUAUCCAGAGUUAUGGUUAGCAAUUCAUAAGCAAUAAGUAUGAUGGACAAAAUUUGGGUUAGAUUUAGCAUUAGUCGGAAAAUGUAAUGAAAAUAAUGCAAAUUAACAAAAUUUCUUUAUCUCAAUAAUUAUAAAGCUGAUUGACUUUAAUUAAAAACAGAAGAAAUAUUGCUCAAGUGUGAGUUCUACAGUUAAAAAUGUGAUAAUUUUAAUUUGGUUUAAUUACAAUUUUACGAA